Messenger RNA from Amoebophrya sp. A25, 2308 nucleotides. Lineage: Eukaryota; Dinophyceae; Syndiniales; Amoebophryaceae. The record is from the annotation of a GenBank genome assembly.
CUUAUAGAUACUACGAACACCACGAAAACUGCAGCAAGUUCUGAGUUCUAGGCUCAGACCGUUUUUUGUUUGUUGUAGGGAAUAUGUCAGUACUUUGGUAUUCCUCGGUCCAUCUCAUUAUAGAUAUUUGCGGUUUGUUACUGUAGCGCUAUUUGAGUACAGAGAAGAGACCGGAAACACUCAAAAAUCCACAGCUCUACUGACCGCAAAAGAAGUAGACGGAGAUCGAUACAAGAUUUUUAAGCACCGCUGUUGCAUUGGUCCGUCCGAGAAUAGCAGCAUGCUCCGUUAAGUCACCACACGGUAAAUCAACGCUUCUCCAGAGCAAUCGCUGACUGCAUCUCGUCUUCAUCAACGUCACUAGCUCGGUUGCUGAGACCUCGACAUCGCAGUAGGUCUACGACAUCAUCGAAAAAACAGAUAAGAUGGCGCGACGUAAUCCAAAUGUCGAUGCGCUCGAAAUGCGAAGUUUGGUGGACGACCAUGAAGAUCGGGUCUAUCCUUCCAGUGUGGACGCUGUGCUGAUCCGUUCCCGCACCACCAGCGGCUGGUCGAAGCUGAUCCUGCUCGCCAUUCUGAGCUUCGCUACGAUCUCCUUUUCGGUACUACGUAGUGGACUAGCAUAAUAGAAGAAGAAAUCCUAAUCAGUGCAGGCAGAUUUGACAGGAUACCAGAAACAUUAGCGCGCUGAGCGUACUCGGAUGAAAAGCUCAGAUAGAACUGCGUCCCACAUGAUAUUCGUCUAAAAUCCGUAGUACCUUUUCCGAACAUAUUAAACAUCGGGGCCCUUGGUCUAAAACUGAAGCAGUGCAACUUCAUCUUCUCUAUGUGGAGGCUUUAGGAGGUCAUCGUUUUUCUUAAGAGUUUUAAGCUUCACAGAAUUGUGAAGUCGGGCAUGGAUGGUCGUGAUUCAACUGGUCCUUGUCACAGGUAAAUCACGACUACCUCUCCUUCGCCUUCUCGAAUGGUCGCGCGAGUGUCGAGACGAGGCAAAGCAGACGUGCGUCAAACAACGCUUUUCUUGAAAUCGUUCAUGAAAAUCGGAAACUUGAGGAGGGCAGAGUCGCCGCUGCUACGGGUAAUGAGCAUAGUUCUCACGCUUAGCUCCUUUAAUAAAAUACGAGCUUAGCUCCUUUAAUAAAAUACAAAGGACUCUUGAUGAAUCUUGCUGAUCAUUUCUGAUAUGGUUGUUCCAUCAUGAUCCUCCUAUGCAGAAGUUUUGUGGUGUAGGUAGGUUACCAUGAUAGGCUGUGACAUUUGAAACUCAUGUCGAAAAUAUUUUUUUACGUCCGUCUGUUAUAUCGCUCAUGAUUUACGAUUACGAACACCAGGUGAUGACGAUGAAGAUGAUCAAAAAGAGGAGAAGAAGAAAGAGGAGAAGAAGAAAGAGGAGAAGAAGAAAGAGGAGAAGAAGGCUGAGGAUGUCGAUGACAAAGAGGGUGAAGAGGCGGAUGACGGGAAGAAAGCCGACGGGGGUGCACCGGCUGCGAAGACCGGUGAUGACUCAUCAGCAUCAUGCUGCGGUGGGGACGCGGUGCCGCCAGCAGAAUCUGGAAAGAAGGAUGGUGAGAAAUCGGAGAAGAAAGAGGGAGAUGACGAAGAUGAGGGCGAAGAAGGCGAGGACAAAAAGGCCAAAGAUGGCGAGGAUGAUGACGACACGGAUCAAACUUAAGGCGCCCUUUUUGAUGUUAUCCAAAAUACCGAUUGAAUCACAAUUCAAGACAAUACAUCGUGACUCAAUCACAAUAACCUGCAAGGGGAAAUCUACUUGACAGCGCGGAGGUACAUAUGAAGAUGUACGAGAGAAAGAUGAAUCGAUUCGUAAAAAGCGCCAUCUUUUAUAGAUACCUUCAUUUUGCACGUGCACCACCAAUCCUCCGUCAAACGUGUAGUUCUCGAGACUGGUUUUUGACUUGGAUCGUGCACUUCACUCUUCUAAUCAGACGGGAAAGCAGGAACGGAAGACGCACCAAAGGAGGGGGGCAGCUGCAGCUCUUGCUGCUUGUUCAUCGCUUUCAUCAUCGUUCUCCUUGUCACAGGCGUUGCUGGCUUUCUCGUGAUGCGGGCGAAAGGCAAGAGCCGCUUGACGCAAGGCCAAGGCAGUGACGAGUGGGAAGCCGGUGGUGAAACCUGGGACGAGACCGCCAACUGGGACUACGAAGCAGAAGCGUAUCAAGAGGGCUACGCGGAUACCCAGGUCGACGAGUUCGGCGGAGAGCAGGGCGCAGACGAACAGUGGGAUCAGAGCAAUAAUGCCAACUAUGGGUCAGCCGGCAACUAUGCGUCAGGUGCCGGAGGCCAGUACUAA